This is a messenger RNA of Pocillopora verrucosa, 4181 nucleotides long. RefSeq names its product ubiquitin carboxyl-terminal hydrolase 48. Gene Ontology annotation, molecular function: cysteine-type deubiquitinase activity; cysteine-type endopeptidase activity; protein binding. NCBI's taxonomy places the organism in Eukaryota, Metazoa, Cnidaria, Anthozoa, Scleractinia, Pocilloporidae. Gene Ontology annotation, cellular component: cytosol; nucleus. Gene Ontology annotation, biological process: protein deubiquitination. The record is from RefSeq and is a predicted model, not a curated record.
ACUGGUUAAAUUGUGAAGACCCAGAAAAUGAGAGACGCCCAGAGAAUGCUUUUGUUGGGCUUAAGAACCUUGGAGCUACAUGUUAUGUGAAUACAUUUUUACAGGUUUGGUUUCAUAAUCCAGUGUUUCGUUCAGCUAUGUACAAGUACAUCUCUCCUACAAGCGGAAGACCAGAACAAGAGGUUAAUAGAGCUGUAAAUGGCUUGUCAACAUCAGAAACUUUAUCAAGCAGCUCAAAUAACUCUGAGGUGACUAAUCAUAGCAGUCAUAAUGGUGAAACCUCAAAUAAACCUGCCAAAGAUUCUUCUAAAUUGAACCAUCACAGUAGUGAGAAUGGGGGAUCCCUGGAUAAACCUCUAAAUGUGCCAACAACUCCCAGUAAGGUGUCGGCUGUCGAGCAGGUUCCGUUGCUUCCCUCUACUACCAUACUGAACUCAGAUGAAGCACCAACGACUGUUUGUGGACACCUUCAGUUGCUGUUUGCUCAGUUGCAGUACAGUUUUCGAAGGUACAUUGAUCCAAGUCCUUUUGUAGACAGUUUAGGACUUGACACUGCACAACAGCAGGAUGCUCAAGAAUUUAGCAAACUAUUUACCUCAUUACUUGAAGAAACUUUCUCAAAGCAGGCUGAGCCUGAGGUGCAGAAUAUUGUUCAGUCUCAGUUUGGAGGGGAGUACUUCUAUGUUACAGAAUGUCUGAGGUGUGGGAAUAAAUCCAAGAGGCUUUCUCGUUUUUAUGAACUGGACCUUAACAUACAAGGCCACUCAUCACUGAACCAGUGUAUCAAGGAGUUUUUGAAGGAAGAAAAGUUGGAUGGUGACAAUCAGUAUUAUUGCACUCAGUGUAACAGCAAACAGAAUGCGGCACGUUACAUUGAACUUCACUCCCUCCCUCCUGUACUCAAUCUGCAACUGUUAAGAUUUGUGUUUGACAGGAAAACAGGAUACAAAAAGAAACUGAACUCAUUCAUUCAGUUUCCAGAUAAUCUUGAUAUGACAGAACAUGUCAAGAGUGGAGGCUCUGGAUCUAACCAUGAGUAUGAGCUGAGUGCAGUUUUGAUGCAUUUUGGAGUCAGUGCGUAUUCAGGACACUAUGUAGCACACAUUAGAGACAAGAAGUCUGGGUCAUGGUACAAGUUCAAUGAUGAAGACAUUGUUAAGAUGCAAGGAAAGUUGAAGCUUUCUCAGGAUGAAGACUCAACAGACACCAGCCCUAAGCCUGCUAAAAGGCCAAAAUGUGCUCAAGGAUUUCAUGUGUCAAAAAAUGCAUACACUCUGGUGUACACUUUGAAAGGGCAUAAAGGUGUAGGAAGUGAAGAUGAUGAUGUCGAAGUCCCACCUCACGUACUUGAGUUAGUUGCCAUGGACAACAGUUUAUUUGAACACUGGGUUACGCAGGUCAAGACAUUUCGUCAAAAGCUGAUUGCCAAAGGACAAGAAAGUCAAGCUGAAAUAAGGAGACUUUAUUUAGAAAUUCCGGUAUCUUCAGGAAAAGACUAUGAAUGGAUUUCUACCAAAUGGCUGAAGGACUGGAUGAAUGAAAAAACUGUGACUCCGCCAGUGGACAAUUCCUCUUUAUUGUGUUCUCAUGGAAAGCUUGAUCCCAAUCAAGCGCUUAAUGCCAAGAGGAUCAACAUCAAAGCUGCUGACGAAAUAUUCAGAAAUUACGGUGGACUGCCUAGACUUCAAAGUGAUUCUUUGUGUAUCAAAUGUGUGCAAGAACAGUGUAGGAGAAUACGGUUCGAAACUCGGCUGUCUGAAGACUACAAGUUUGUGUCAGACACUUUGAAGUCUCAACAAUCCAACAGUGCAAAUUAUUUUUGGGUUGGUCGGCGGUCGCUUCUUCGAUGGAAAGUUUUGGCGAAUUACCAAGAGGAGGCACGGCAGAGUUUGAUGGACAGUUGUCGAGUUACAGCCAAUCACGAAACAGAAGACGACGACGAAGAUAAAGCCAGACAGCAUGAGAAUAAUGAUAUGACCAUGACAGAAGAGGGAGGGAAACCACAGACAUUGGACGGAGAUCUACAGGACCCUGGCGAACAGGAGGAGGAAGACGAAGGAAAUUCUGAAUUCAAUGAAGAUUUGCUUUGUGAACAUGGCGGCCUCUCCUCUGACGAAUCCUGUCGGCGCCUUGUGCCAGAUGAAGUGUGGCAGAGGUUGAGAUAUUACUUUCCUUCCGCUUCUGAAUUCCCAGCUGCUCAUUCAGCAUGUAGAGCUUGCCAGGCAGAUGAUGAAGAAGAACGUCAGAAGAAUGAGCUUCACAAACUACUUGCAUCAGAGCAGAGAACUGUUUUGAGUCAAUUGUAUCUCGAUAGGAACCGGCCGUCAUUUGAUAAUGGCGAUCCGUUCGUUGCUUGUGCAGUAUCAAAAGAUUUUAUCGAUCGAUGGAGGCAGUUCUUAAGGUACCCCAUAAGGAAUGUUCCUCCGGAAAGAAUUACAAAUGCACUUUUGCUUUGCCCCCAUGAAAAGUUCCAUUUUAAUCCUGGCUGCGAAGAUGACGUGGAUGGUGCGAGCGAAAUGUUGCACUAUGUUUGGCAACAAGAGUGGAACGUGCUUACCCGAAGCUAUCCAUACGAUCACGUGAUCACCGUCACGAAAACGGUAACAGAAGACGAUGUGAGGGAGCUGGUGACUACCCCUGAAAUAUGCACAGAUUGUUGCUUUGCGCGCAUACAGGAGAGAGCUCAGCACGUAGAAAACUAUCGCUAUGGUACAAUCUUCGUGCGGAAAAUCACCAAAGAUCACAGCGAGAAGGACGUUGAGCAAGUAGUGAACAGUUCUCCACCGGACAGCAAGAAACAAAAACUUAACCGCGACCCGAAGGCGCGAAGAAGCUCCAGGCAUCGUAAACAACGGGGAGAAGUGUCACUGACUGUUGGAUCAUCCGAGACCUUACGAGAUGUCAAAGUACAGUUGAUGAAGAGUUUCUCGGUGAUGCCGAUGGACCAACACCUCACCUUAAAUGGCAUCCCUCUCACUGACAAUGCAGCCACGCUUCGUUCAUUAGGAAUUAGACCGGGUUCCUUAUUACUGCUUAAGAUUGAUGAACCUCAAGGUGCCAUAUCACAAGAGGCUCUCCCAGUGAACAAUGCCCCUGAGGAAGGUUUCAAAGGAACUGGUCUGCUUGGUAACUCAUAAAAUGUGUUGCUUAGAAGUGGAAAAGGAAUCACGGCAGAGCUAGACAACAGUGGCGAGAUAAUAUGCCUCAAAGCAAAUCCUAUUUCGUAAAGAAACUAGAGAUAACUCUAUAGAAAUGUUUUGAAAUGUCAAGAACGGACCAGAGAGAGUUUACUGUGGAGACUGCAUCUUACAACAUGACCUUACUCAUAAGCUUAUUCCACGGAAGUUAUCUGAAUCACUUCGAAUCCGUAAAUGCCACUAGGGUCCUUGAUCAGGUUGUGAGACAGGCGUCAUUUUCUGGUGUUUUUCAGGCCCACCAAGGCAAGUGCGAGACAUAAAGCGAGCGUGAAGGGCGAGUCAUGCACGAGAAAAGGAGCGUGCAAAACUUAACAGUUGUGGUUUUUGUGCUCCUCCAUUUGCGCAUUUCAGCUCUCGCGCUUUCCUCGCACUCGCCACGCGCCUACCUGCGCACGCCUGAAAAACGCAUGCAUACACAUGUAAACAAAACACCCUGAAUUUCCUUCCGCGCUGAACCAUUAGGCCGUCUAUAGUCAUUUUUCGCGGAAACACAAGUAAGCGCAAGGUUCACCUUCCCCAUUAUCGAGGGACUGGAUACCUCCAAUUAAAAAAUUACUCGAGGAUUACCUUGUAACAAGACCCGAACUGCAUUUGUUUUAUCUUUGGUUAUUCGUUCAUUGACGUAGCCUGCGGCGAAAUGUGGCCAGCGCGAAGCGCGAGUUAUAGGCUCGAAGAGCGAAAAAGAAAAUAAAAAAAACAGCAUUGGCGCUUUCCUCCUGCUUUUCUUGCGCGCUCCUUUGCUCGUGUGAUGAACACAAAAUAGGAAGAAAGGAAAAACCCUGAGCUGCAGGCUACUCUUAACAAAGAUCAUUUUUAUACAAUCUUUGUUAGCGCUGUGCAUAAACUGGCUGUCUUACAAGAUUCUCUCAAAUGUCAAACGAUAACUAUGGGAUUAGUUGAAAUUUAAUUUCAAGGUGUAAAAUAGUAAAUUUAUAGUUGUGAAUUUAAAUUGAAAUAUAUCUAUAGUUUAGUUACUAUGAACAA